Messenger RNA from Oryza brachyantha (malo sina), 3394 nucleotides. RefSeq names its product auxilin-related protein 2-like. The transcript is spliced from 8 exons. Gene Ontology annotation, biological process: clathrin coat disassembly; clathrin-dependent endocytosis. NCBI's taxonomy places the organism in Eukaryota, Viridiplantae, Streptophyta, Magnoliopsida, Poales, Poaceae. Gene Ontology annotation, molecular function: clathrin binding. The coding region runs from base 187 to 3039 and encodes 950 amino acids. The record is from RefSeq and is a predicted model, not a curated record. Gene Ontology annotation, cellular component: cytoplasm; vesicle; intracellular membrane-bounded organelle.
AAAAACGGAUUUCUUCGAGAAAAUACUCAAAAUCCGUGAACGCACGCUCCUCCUCUUCGCCGGAGAAGCCGUCAAACACCCAAACCCCGUGCAGGGAUCCCCUCCCCUCAACCCUCCCCACUCCGGCGAUCGCCGGCGGCCCCGUCCUCCGCCGCCGCCGCUGCCGGCGAUCCCGACCCGCCCGCCAUGGACGACUUCGUCCUCGUCGACGACUUCGGCCCGUUCAAGCCCCCGGCCGCCCCAGCCUCCGCCUCCGCCUCCGUCUCCGCCUCUCACUACGACGACAUGUUCGACUCGUACUUCAACCGCUCGGCGGAGCCCGCCGAGCCGUCCCCCUCGUCCUCCGCGCCGUCGCCACUGCGGCCGCCCGUGUUCGACAGGCCAGUCUUCGACGACGACGACCACGACGCCGCCGAUCCAUUCGACGCGAUUCCCUUGUUCGGAGAUGUGGGCAGCGGCGGCGGUGGUGGUGAAGGGGAGGACUUCCUCGAUAGCCUCGGGAAGGGCGCGAGGGCAGAUGUGAGUGAGCCGGAGGUGGUGGGGUUUGAUGAUGAUUUAAUCCCAGGGCUUGGGAGCACCAAGUCGAAGACUACGGUGGGGGAGGUGGAGCAGGAGCCGGAAGCGGCGGGGUUGGUCGACGAUUUUAUCCCUGAGUGGUUCGCUGGAAGCACGGUGCCGACGAAGCCAGCACCUCAGGUGAAGCCCAAGGCAAUGGGGUUUGAAGACGAUGUGGUCCCUGAAUUUGGCGAAAGCACGAGCCAUCACGAUUCACCAUGGGAGGAGCCUAGAACUAGACAAGAAAAGGAAUCAAUUUCAUCCAUUAAAACAAGUGUACACAUGCCAGACAAUCCUUUUGUCACUCUUGGGCUGUUUACAGAUCACGUGGACAACAUGGGAAUGCCCACAAAGUUGGAAAGCACAAACUUGGAGCCCCCUUCUACUGCCAGUGAGAUGUCUGAUAAUUCUGAUAUUUUUUCUGGGGUUACAGAACCAAUGCCAUCAUUUUCAUUUGCAUCUGACAAAGAAAGUAUUUUUGGUGAAAAUAGAUCUUUAGAUGGCAUUCACAGCAUGAGCCAUUCCAUUAAAAUACCUCAGGAAAAACCAGUCCAACAAGCUUCAGCCAAAAAAGUUGGCAGUAUAAUGCCAGAGAUGCAUAUCCAUGAACCUCCUGGAACCAUCGGUUUCAAUACUUUAAAUCCACUUCCUCAAAAUUUGAGGGACGAGUUGCCAGAGGAGAAUCAAUGUUCCAAAAUGUCUGAUGACGUGUGGUUAACUGUUUCAGAUGUUGUUCUAGUAACACAGCCUACCAGUGCUCCACCUCCUUUGAGGCCUCCACCUCCUCUUGCCACCAAGCAAACACCUACUGAAUCCAACACUAAUAGUGCAUAUCCAUAUACUCAUAAUGAAGGUUACAAUCCUUUUAUAGUUUCAACAAACACUUCUAAAACAUCCAAAAUUGAUGAAUUGGAAGAAUUUGUCAAGGUGAAGCCUUCUAACUUCACCAGUGGUUGCACACAAGAUCUAAACCAUAGAAUAGUUGGGAUUGGACAAGAUUCAUCUACAUCUGCUGCAGGUUUCAAGGAUUGGGCUGAGCUGAAACACUCUAAAGGGGUGAACCAAGGGAACUUUGAUUCGAUGUUCACUAGCAGUCAGUGCCAAGAAAAAGAAAUUGAUGACAAAACAGAGUUCUAUGCCUAUGAAAUGGAAAAUAAAGACGGAGAAGAGAGAUUAGAGCAUGAGAAGAAACAAAGAGAGAGGGAAGAAGAGAAUGAGAGGGAAAGAGAAAUGAUGAGAAGGGAACAAGAGGAACAAAAGAGGCGUGAAAAAGAGAAAGAGGCAAGGCACGCUGUGGAGAAGGCCAUACGAGAGGCACGUGAAAGGGCAGCUGUGGAGGCACGCAUGCGAGCUGAGAGGGAGGCUCGUCAAAGAGCAGAGCGAGCUGCCGUACAGAAAGCAGCAGCAGAAGCACGGGAGAGAGCAGCAGCAGAAGCAAGGGAGAGAGCUGCAAAGGUUGCUGCAGAAGCGAAGCAAAGGGUGGCUGCUGAGGAGGCUAGGGAAAGGGCUGCUCAAGCUGCAGCAGAAGCCAGGGAAAGGGCCGCAGCAGAAGCAAGGGAAAGAAUAGCCAAAGCUUCUGCAGAAGCCAGGGAAAGGGCAGCUGCAGAAGCUAGAGAAAAGGCAGCAACAGAAGCUCGAGCUAAAGCUGAGCGAGAUGCUGUUCAGAAAGCUGCAGCAGAAGCACGAAGGAGAGCUGAAAGAGCAGCUGUUGAGAGGGUUGCUGCGGAAGCUCGACAAAGAGCUGCCAAUGAAGCUAGAAAAAGAGCUGAAGCUGAAGCACGUGCGAGAGAAAAUCAGCAGAAAACAGCUCAACCUGAUCUUGACUCUUUCUUUGGUAUGCCUUCUAGAUCAAGCAGUGCACCAAGGUCACAGACUGCAACAACAAAUCCUUUUGAUGUUCAUCCUCAAGGGUUUGCUGAUUUUGGUGCUGUAAGAACUUCUUCUGCUUCAGCUUCUCCCUUCACACAACCUUCAUCAACUAAUCUUAUGGAUGAUCUCUCUUCUGUAUUUGGAGCACCUUCAUCAUCUAAUGUAUUUCAAGAAGUGGAUGGAGAGAGUGAAGAAAGAAGGCAGGCAAGAUUGGAGCGCCACCAGAGGACCAUGGAGCGUGCGGCAAAAGCUCUUGCUGAGAAAAAUGAACGUGAUUUGCAAGUUCAGCGGGAGCAGGAAGAAAGACAUAGAAUUAGUGAAACAUUUGAUUUUGAGAUAAAGAGGUGGGCUGCUGGGAAGGAAGGCAACUUACGGGCCUUGUUGUCUACGUUGCAAUAUGUUCUUUGGCCUGAAUGUGGGUGGCGACCUGUAUCAUUGACUGAUUUAAUUACAGCUGCAUCUGUCAAGAAAGAAUACAGGAAAGCCACAUUAUGCAUCCAUCCUGACAAGGUGCAGCAAAAGGGUGCAAAUCUUCAACAGAAAUACAUUGCAGAAAAGGUUUUCGACCUUCUAAAGGAAGCAUGGAACAAAUUCAACUCGGAGGAACUCUUCUAAUCCCACCAUCUGGCAAUCACGGUGGUACAGGAAAGGACAUAAAUGACAUACUAGUAGAGCUUUUACUAUUAUUUUCUAUCAUUAAAAUAGCUCAUCCUUUUUGCUUAUUAUUCUUUGCCCUGAUUCUUUCCAUUCAUUCUGAUGUAACCAUAGUUUGCUUCCUGGAGCUUGUGUGUUGUAUCUGCCAAUUUUGGUUCCCAUGGCCGUGUAAGUAAAGUUAUAGAGAAACAACCCUGUAAAUUCUAACAUUCCAUUUUGUGGAAAGUAUUAUAUAUAUGUUGUGUUCUACCAUGUAUGAUGUCAAACUUGGUAAAUAGCUACUCCCUCAUAUUAAAAUGUAAGCAUUUAUGAGUUG